UGUGAUCGAAACACAGAAACGUGCGCUGAGGCGACACAGCCCUGAAGAGUGUAAAGGAACAGGUUGCUCCGGGAGGCCGGAGACUUGGUCCGGGACCCAGAGAGUUGGGGCUGGUUCGAGCGCGGCCUGUGGAGAGCGGAGAUCGCCUGAGGCUUCCUGUUUCUCUUUUGUAUCCAGUUGUGUGGUCAUCAUGCCUCAAACCCGAUCCCAGGCACAAGCUACCAUCAGUUUUCCGAAAAAGAAGUUGACUAAGACAGCGAGCAAAACAAGUUCCAGCAUCAGUAAAGUACAACUUAAAAAGGCCCAGGCUGUACCUUCUGCUCCGUGUGUGGACACGAAACUUCUGCCUCUCAGUCCCAGGAAACGACUGGGUGAUGACAAUCUGUGCAACACUCCUCAUUUAUCUCCCUGUUCCCCACCGAAGCUGGGCAAGAAAGAAAACGGCCCCCCUCACUCACAUACGAGGAAGGGAUGCAGAUUAGUAUUCGAUGAUGAACUGACAGUUAAGUCUUCGAACCAAAAAGAACAAGAUCAAGUUCCCCAAAACCAAAUACUUUCCUCAGCUCAAGAAGGUCAAGAGAGAAAAGCAGAUUCUGAGCAGAAAUGUCCACCAGAGAAGGAACCUGCUCGAGUAAGGCUGUUCAAGCAAGAAGGCACUUGCUAUCAGCAAGCAAAGCUUGUCCUGAACACAGCUGUCCCAGAUCGGCUGCCUGCCAGAGACAAGGAGAUGGAUGUCAUCAGGGCCUUCCUGAAGGAACACAUCUGUGGGAAAAAAGCUGGAAGUCUCUACCUCUCUGGUGCUCCUGGGACUGGAAAAACUGCCUGCUUGAGCCGGAUUCUGCAGGACCUCAAGAAGGAAGUGAAAGGCUUUAAAACUAUCAUGCUGAAUUGCAUGUCUUUGAGGAGUGCCCAGGCUGUGUUCCCAGCUAUUGCUCAGGAGAUUGGCCAUGAGGAAAUGUGCAGACCAGCUGGGAAGGACUUGAUGAGAAAAUUGGAAAAGCAUAUGACCGCUGAGAAGGGCCCCAUGAUCGUGUUGGUGUUGGACGAGAUGGAUCAACUGGACAGCAAAGGGCAGGAUGUGUUAUACACGCUGUUUGAAUGGCCAUGGCUGAGCAAUUCCCGAUUGGUGCUUAUUGGUAUUGCUAAUACCCUAGAUCUCACAGACAGAAUUCUACCUCGACUUGAAGCUAGAGAAAACUGUAAGCCCCAGCUCUUGAACUUCCCACCUUAUACCAGAAACCAGAUAGCUACAAUCUUGCAGGAUAGACUCAAUCAGGUGUCAAGAGAGCAGGUUCUGGACAGUGCUGCAAUUCAGUUCUGUGCCCGAAAAGUAUCCGCUGUUUCGGGAGACAUCCGUAAAGCACUGGAUGUUUGCAGGCGAGCUAUUGAAAUUGUGGAGGCGGAUGUCAAAAGCCAGACAGUCCUCAAACCACUGUCUGAAGGUCAGUCACCCUCCGAAGCACCGGUUCCCAAGCGUGUUGGCCUUGCUCACAUAUCCCAAGUCAUUUCGGAAGUUGAUGGGAACAGGCUAAUUCUGAGCCAAGAAAAGACACAAGAUUCCUUCCCUCUCCAGCAGAAGAUCUUGGUUUGUUCUUUGCUGCUUUUGACCAGGCGGCUGAAAAUCAAAGAGGUCACUCUGGGGAAGUUAUAUGAAGCCUACAGUAGCGUCUGUCGAAAACAGCGGGUGGCAGCUGUGGACCAGUCUGAGUGUUUGUCCCUUUCAGGACUUCUGGAGUCCAGAGGCAUUUUAGGAUUAAAGAAAAAUAAGGAAAGCCGCCUGACCAAGGUGUCUCUGAAGAUUGAAGAAAAGGAAAUAGAGCAUGUCCUAAAAGGCAAAGCUUUCAUUGGUAACAUCCUCGCCGAUGGACUGCCAUGAAUGCUUCUCUUACCCUACCUGCAAGUAUCCAGCUGGCAUUUGGCAGAUCAGGGAGUCUCCAUUUUAGUUGGGUCAUUUGGAAAGCUAUGACCUUUUUUACUCGGCACCAGUAAAUUUUAGUGUAUGAAUUCACGAAUGUUAGCACUGACUAAUAUCUUUGGUUCUUACUGUUUUUACCCAUAAAAAUGACCAGGUAACUGGGUGUGAUGGCGUAUGCCUGUGACCCACCACUUGGGAAACAGAGACAGAAGGAUCAGGGGGUCAAGGCCAUUCUUUGCUACAUAGCGAGUUUGUGGCUGGCCUGGACUACAUAAGACACUUUAAAAACAAAACUCACAAUGACCCCUGUUAAAGUAAUAUUCAGUAACUUUCCCACUUAUGCUCCUAACCAGCGAGUGUGCCUACAAGUAUAUACAGACUUGUGUUGAAGGAUUUGUACAUAAUUUACAAACAAUAUAUUUUAUAAAGAACUUUGAGGUUUAAAGAUGGAGUAGAUUGAUCCAGAAAGAUAUACAAGCCUCCAUGGAAAUUUGAAGGACAUUUUGGUCAAAGGACUCUGGAAUCUACUACAUGCAUUUGUUGGCCGGGUGCUACGGCAUUGGACUUUUUAAGGACUUGAAGUUUCUCCAGAGCUCCCACGCAAUACAGGGGUGAUAAGAAGAAUGUAACUACAGAUUGUGAAUAUAUUUAUUUUCAAGUUUCA
Molecule: messenger RNA, 2579 nt
Organism: Cricetulus griseus (Chinese hamster)
Lineage: Eukaryota; Metazoa; Chordata; Mammalia; Rodentia; Cricetidae
Source: RefSeq, a predicted model, not a curated record